Messenger RNA from Paramisgurnus dabryanus, 705 nucleotides. The record is from RefSeq and is a predicted model, not a curated record. Lineage: Eukaryota; Metazoa; Chordata; Actinopteri; Cypriniformes; Cobitidae.
GAAUUGUGGGACUGAUAUUCACAAACAUGGCGUCUCGUGCGCUUGCACAGUGUGUGCGCUCCGUUGCUCGGGCUUCUGCAAGGUUAAGUCAUGGUAAUGUGCUCACGAGAACCGCCUGUGCGUCCCUCGUGUCAAACCAGCGAUCGCUGUGUGUCGUCUCAUGCCAUCAGCGGACGAGAUGCACGGAACUAGUGCGGGUUUCUGGUCCAUCUCUUCAGCUGUGUCGGCAAUAUGGGGAUCUUCCACCCCUUACAUUAGAGAGCAUCCAAGAUCGUGUUAUGUAUGUCCUUAAACUAUAUGACAAGAUCAGUCCUGAGAAGCUUCAAACGACAUCUCAUUUCAUGAAAGAUUUGGGACUGGACAGCUUGGACCAGGUGGAGAUAAUAAUGGCUAUGGAAGAUGAGUUUGGAUUUGAGAUUCCAGAUGCAGAGGCUGAGAAGCUUAUGACUCCUGCGGAGAUCGUACAGUACAUUGGAGAUAAAAAAGAUGUGUAUGAAUAAAAGCACAUUGUGAGGUACAGAAGAUUGACCGCAUUGACAAACAAUAUGAAUAUGGAUCAGCUGUAUCGGGGCAGUGUUCAGUUUCAUACCAUAUUUUCGCUAUUAUUCAAUCAACUGCUUGUCAUGUGUACUGUUGUAUUUAAUGAAAAUGUCACUAUAAACUCUUGUGAGCUUCAGCUACAAAUAAAUCCUAAACAAAUAGUAA